This is a messenger RNA of Branchiostoma belcheri (Belcher's lancelet), 1133 nucleotides long. RefSeq lists its product as uncharacterized. The coding region runs from base 310 to 1017 and encodes 235 amino acids. The record is from RefSeq and is a predicted model, not a curated record. The transcript has a single exon. NCBI's taxonomy places the organism in Eukaryota, Metazoa, Chordata, Leptocardii, Amphioxiformes, Branchiostomatidae.
ACGGCAAACACAAAUUGACAGCAGUUUAAAGCAAACGCCUGUCACAUGUUGUAUAUUUGGACUCCGCGGCCUCUCGGACAGCCUUAUAAAGAACCCUGACAAACGUGCGUGCAAAUCGGCGAGGAAGUACAAAUUACAGCUGUCAGCUCCACAACAGGUCUCUCCAGUCCCGAGGGAGCAAACACCUUUCAGAGCUGGGCUGGUUUGUACAGACUGUGUCAGGUGGGUAGCAAGAGGAUACAACUCGCUAUAGAAACGCCGUCAGGAGAGGACUAUUCUGUGAGCGCUUUGCUGAUCCCCGUAAGCUGGAUGCAGGAAGGGCAUCGACCGGGACCCAAAAAGGCUGCAGGCAUGGUGAAGUCAGACGGCCUCCAGGCGGAGCUACCCGCGCCCGUCCGGUUCUCACCCGUACCCGAGCCUCCUAAACACCUGGGGAACAGUCUUAAACGUGUCCUACUGGUCUCUAACAUCAAUGAAGAGAAGAGGUUGCAGCGGCGUCUGAAGGACCUGGAUAUAAAACAGAACCGCGAGACGGAACGACUCAGAGAUCAGCAGGAAAGAUUCGUCAAGUCGCUUCGCGAAGAGAUGCAGCAAGAACAGGCCCAGAUGAAGAGAAGGUCGUCUAUCCCACACAUACACGUCACAAACCACCUCGAACUCCCAGUGGUCUGCGAUCCUAGGAAAGUCGCUCUAGAGCAGAAGAAAUUGAAUGGAGAUUCGCGCAGACGGGCGUCGGUAGCGGUGCCGAGUUUACCGCAUAUUUCCGCGGAGUUGCGCAACAGUCACCACAGACACAGGAGGCCGUCUCUGCCGGAAUCAACUAUCGAAGACGUGCCCAAGUUGCCGGCGAUCGGGGAAGACUCCUUCAAGGCCGUACAAGACAGUAGAUUUCAGAGUCUUGAACAAGCGCUGGUGAGAAACUCUGAAGGUAAAACUUUGAAAAGUAACCAUGGGGAUGAAAAAUCAACAACAACAUCAACACCGGACGAUGAUGCUGAAGGAGACCAUGUAGAGUGACGUUCAAGUUCAACAGAUGUAACAGCAAAACGUACUCAAGAAAUAAACAGACAUAGCAGCGCUAUUCGCCGAUGCUCUGAACAAGAGACAUUAUACGCUGGUCUCCAAAAAAGAGG